GGAGGAGGAGGAUGAUGACGGGUUCCCAUGGUGCUCUGCACUGCCAACGUAUGCAAACAGGAACAUGGCUACCGGUGCCUAACAUCAGCAGUCCAUUUUAAAACACAAUUCUGUGACAAUAUAACACUUGCUGUGCCUCCGCGACAGAAGAAAAAAGUCUUCGUAGAGUUUAUCAGCGGAGCCGGCAGACAGACCCUCUGAACACAGCCUCUUCUUGUUCAUCAAUCACAGCCAGUGUGGGCCAAGAUGGCGAGUCCAAGGACCAGAAGAGUUCUGAAGGAAGUAAGAACUCAGGAUGAGAAUAAUCUGUGUUUUGAAUGCGGAGCUUUCAACCCACAGUGGGUUAGUGUGACUUAUGGCAUCUGGAUUUGUCUUGAGUGCUCAGGCAAGCACAGAGGCCUGGGAGUACACCUCAGCUUUGUGCGCUCGGUCACCAUGGACAAGUGGAAAGAUAUCGAGCUUGAGAAGAUGAAAGCGGGAGGAAAUGGAAAAUUUCGCUUGUUUCUUGAGCUCCAAGAUGAUUAUGAUCCUAACUGGACUUUACAGGAGAAAUACAACAGCAGAGCUGCUGCACUCUUCAGGGACAAGGUUGCAACCUUAGCAGAGGGUAAGGAGUGGUCCAUUGAAACAUCCCCUGCCAGAAACUGGACAUCUCCUCAACCCAAGAUGAGCCUGUCAUCCUCUCAUCGCUCUGGAGGACCUGGACAAAACUCCGCAAAAUCUAGCGACAAAGCUUUUGAAGACUGGUUGAGUGACGAUGUUAACUCUUAUCAGAGUGGAGGAGGUUACAGUGGGAAUCAAGAGAAUCGCUAUGUUGGCUUUGGAAACACAGUGACCCCAGAGAAGAAAGAGGAUGACUUCCUGAACAACGCCAUGUCUUCUAUUUAUUCGGGUUGGAGCAGUUUCACUGUUGGAGCUAGCAAGUUUGCUUCUAUUGCCAAAGAUAAUACAACUAAAUUGGCAAACCAAGCAACUUUAAAGGCCACAGAGUUAGGACAGACAUUAAAUGAGAAUGUUAUCAAACCUACUCAAGAAAAGGUCAAAGAUGGCAAAUUGCUAGAUGAAAUGACAGUCAGCAUCACUGGGCUGGCGAACAAGGUUCAGGGAGCUGGGGCUAAAUUGACUAACCUUUUCACGGGAAAACCAGAAGAUGGGUCUACUGGAGAAAGCUAUCAGAACAUGGAUGCCACUGAGGGUUAUCAGGGCAGUUCUAGCCAACCUGUGACAAAGGACUUCUGGGAAACCUUCGGCAGCAACAGCUCCUUAAAGGCCAAGAAAUCUCCCAGCAGCGACAGCUGGACCAUCGCAGAUAAUUCUGCAAAGAAGAGCUCUGACAGUUGGGACAAUUGGGGCUCCGAGGCAGCGUCCAACAACAAACACAGCACAGAGGAGAGCUGGGAGGCCUGGGACAACAACUGGGAGAAUGCAGAUGCUAAGACGAAGAAGAGUCCCACGAAACCUGCUGAGGACACCUGGGAUAAUGCAGACUGGUAGUGACCUCACAAACGUACAUCUCACCUGUUUCCCCUUUUUCUGUCCUUUUCCCUCUGUCUCUCUCUCUUUAUUCAUCUCACUGGCACUUUCAGGAAAAGAACUAUGUACGCUUAGUUCCUGUCAAUUCAUACAAAAAGAUAUUUAUUAUAAACCCAAGAAACAAUGAAUGAAGCCCAGGGUUAGGUUGAGCUCAUUAUUAAACGAAUAUUCUUAAAAAAUACAACUAUAUUGACUUGCAGUCAUGUAUAUUACUGUAAAUUACCUUCAUCACAGGGAAUCAUAAUGACUCAGUGUAGAUAUGGUCAUACAUUUACUGCCUGGACUCCCAAAUAUAAUACUCUAAAUGGUGAUAGUGUCCAUACUGUAUUAUGGAUUUAAUUAUACUGGUUUUCCAUUCACCACAUAAAAAUGAUGCAUGAGAUAGAAAGUCUGACAUUGUAAAUAUAAAUCCUUGUAAAUACAGUAUGAUUGACACUAAUCACAUUCAUUUCUGUGUGUUUCUCAAUCAAAUUUACUCAAACUUGCUCUGCCCCUAGACCUUUUGCACAUUUUCACAAAUAACCACUGCAUCAAAUUGGCUACCAUAAAUCAAAAUCUGUGUGGAUAUAUCAGUUUUAAAUGAAAUGAUCUAAUAUGUAAUAUGUUAGGGCUAAAUGACUUUUAUAUUAUUUGGUUUUUUCUUUUUGUUGUUGUUAUUCUUUCUCUUUUAAAAUGUGCAAAUAGUCAGGGGCUUUGAUUAUUCAUGUUACCAAGACCAGUAAAUUCAACAACAGGAUGCUUAAAAGUUGAUUUAGGGUAAAUGGAUGUGUCGUCAAUGUCAUGCAGACAAGCUUAUUAAAACUUACAUUACAUUUAAUCAAAAAUGGAUGCAUUUAGUUUCAGACAGUUGGCCUGUUAAAACUGAUUUUGAUUGUUUGAUACAAUAUUGUGAUUUUUUUCUCAUCUUUUCUAUUGUUAAUAACAGUUCAAGACUGAAUUGUAAUUCCCAAUAAAACACAUUCAUUGCAAAGGUCCUCAGUGACAGAUAAAGUAUUCAAUAUUCUGCAAUUUAUCACUUUUUUAACUUUACAAAUGAAAUUGAAUAUUAUGCUUUGUUUCUUUUUCUUUAUCUGACCUUAAAGCUGACUGAUUCUGUUUCAAAUUAGAGUUCACACAGUUAGGACAGGCUGUAUUCAGUUGUUGAUAAGUGGUUUAACCAGGCUCACACUGGACCAAGCAUUUUGACAAACAUGUAUUCUCUUAGUCCAAUUAGGUCCAGCUAAUGCUCAGAAACAGUGGCAACACUAGGUGAUUGUAAUGGUUCAUAUUAUGAAAGAAACCUAAUGGACAUUCAGCUGUUGUUUCAUUCAUAAUUUUACUUUGACGACUCACAUUUGAGUAUUUUAAUUAAUUGGUGUCUAAAGAUUAUGUAUGAUUUAUUUGUUGAUAAUUUACCAUAAGAGUCACUCAUUGCAGGGUUAUAUGCUGUAUGCACUGUAUGUGAGUGUGGAAGUUGUAUUUAAACAACUGGAUGCAAAUAAGAGGCGUAGACUGGAGAUUUUUCCCUGCAUGGUUUUAUAACUGGUGAACCUGUGAGCCUGUAACUUGUGACCUCAGCUGAACUGACAGGUCAUUGUAAAUUUAAUCUCAUAUGAAGCAACGCUGUGUGAACUCUUCUCCACAUCUGUGUCAAAUGUCAUCACACCACGGUUGUUACGUAUUGUGCGCAUUUGGUGUCACAGAUAUCUUCACACUUGUAUUAACAUCUGAAUUGUGGAGUAAUUUAAUGAGGCUCAUUAUACGCUGGAUGCUUAGAUGGUCAUAGCUCUCACAGCGCUUGUUAUGAAUGAAUUGAAUCAACCUAGUGCAUCUCUCUCUCUCUGUCCCUCAGUCAGAUAAAAUGGCAGCUGCACUUACACUGUUCAUCGUAGAUGCUAAUGUAUCAUGAAAAGCUCAUUGUUUUAAUAAGUAGGAAUGUAAUCAGUGUGAAAUUGAAUAUUGAACCUAUUCAUCUGGUCAUCUUAAAAUUUAAAUGAGCCAUUGAGGUUUAGAAUAAUUAAAACCGACCAAUUUUGCAGCCCUGUGACCUUUAAUUCCCCAUAACAGUGUUGCAACUUUAUCCUACUGUUAACAACUGUAUAGUUUAAUGUGUGUGUAUAUGUAAUAACCUACAGAUGUUCAGUCUUCAUAAAUGCUGCAAACCACCCAACUUAAUUCAAGUCAGUUGAACCAAUGUCAACAGAGUUCUGACUUUGAUUUGUCUCAGUGUGUUUGAACUUCUACAAUAGAGUGUGAAGUCAAUGACUGAUAUCAGAAGACAUCUUAACGUGUGGUUUGCAUCUAAUUCUUUGAGGUGUGGUGUAUGUGGCCAGUAGUAAAUAAUCAGCUGUUCACAGAGCAGCGUGCCAGUGCAAUAUAGCUGCUGGAUUAUUGGUUGUUCUUAGGGUGUUAGAACAUUUUUGCUGUACUUCUAUAGCUGGUCCUCACUGGGCCUCAUGAUUGGCAAAAAUUACAUUUUACUAUCACAGGUUUUGAUAAGUGAAGGAUAACUCCUUGUAACUUUAUUCCAUGCCCAUUUCCUACCUCUAAGAAGUCUUCAGUUUACUGUACCCAGUAGUGAACAUGUUUUUUUUUCCUUUAACCUUUGCAGUAUGGUUUUGAUGUUAACCUUAUUAUAACAAGCUUGGUUUGCUGUUUCUAACAGCAAAGCAGCAAAGGUUGGUUUAUGGUGUUGUGUUUUUUUUGUCAAUGCCAAUGAUGUAAAAAAAAAAAAAAAAAAAACCUGAUCACUCCUGGAACAUGUGUUGUGUUGCUUAAACUCUGCAGUCAUGUGCUCAUGUAUGGUCAUGUGUUCAAUGCCUUAAAAAACUGUGUUUGCUUUCUGUUGAUACUGAUGUCAGUUUGCUCGUGUGUCUGAUGCAGUGAGGUGUACAUGUCAGUAAAUCACCAUCUACGAUAAUUGUUACCCUCAACGUAACUUUUUAAUAACGAAGCAUUAUGUUAAUUAUUUUGUAUUUUUCUUUUUAGUUUAUGAUGGUAUGACAUAAAACAUAUAAACUGUAUAAAUGACUGCUGUGAUAUCUCACAGUUUAAGAAGGGAAGUAAUUGAGCUUGUACUUCUAAAAUGCUAUAGGUUAACAUUUGGUGAAUGUCCUGGGGUUACUAGUACACUUAAUUCAUGGUAGAAUUGCAGAUUGUGUUAUUGACUGAAGUGCAUCCAAUAGGUCUUGAUAUAAGGUGAUGAUUUUUUUUUAAAUUAUAAAACCUGAUGUAUUUUUUGCCACAUAAUCUGAAUCUGAAAUCAGCAUUUUCAUUUUCCAGAGCAACAGUUUUGCUCGUUAUCUGUGCCUGUUGAACAUUUGAGAUUGGGUAUGUCCAUGUUUGUUGAUGAAACUGUUAUGUCAGAAAUACUAUUUUUGAUGUCAUGCAUGAGAUGUAACGUGGAGCUAAAUACAUUCAGCUGUUUGAUUUAUUUUUCAAAAGUGGUUUCCUCAGUGAAUUGAAGUGCAGUUGUCUGCUUGCCCCCUUCAAGUUUCACCAGCAGUCAUCCCCUGAGGUGAGCCAGUGUUACAUGCUCAGUUGAAGCUGUGGAUAUUUUUCCUGUACACAUGGUUUCUGUGUUAAAUAAAAAUGUAUUGUGCUGUGAAUGUAA
Lates calcarifer (barramundi perch) is the source of this 5125-nucleotide messenger RNA. RefSeq names its product ADP-ribosylation factor GTPase activating protein 1 (gene arfgap1). Bases 247 to 1494 code for a protein of 415 amino acids. Gene Ontology annotation, cellular component: Golgi membrane. Gene Ontology annotation, biological process: regulation of endocytosis; regulation of ARF protein signal transduction. NCBI's taxonomy places the organism in Eukaryota, Metazoa, Chordata, Actinopteri, Centropomidae. The transcript has 13 exons. The record is from RefSeq and is a predicted model, not a curated record. Gene Ontology annotation, molecular function: GTPase activator activity.